CUCUCAGCUGCUGCUGCGACCACACAGCCGAGCUCCGACUCUCCUCCCGCUUCUUGUUUGGGACUUUGACCGAACUUUGUGCGUCGAGCAUCACCAGACUCUGCGACAUGGAGUAAAACUGACCCCAGAGCAGCGGCAGCGUGGAUGCUUCAGGAAACACGCGUAGCUUCUUCUCGAGAGUUGCGACCCGUCCGGACCUUUCAGGGGGAGGUUUGUGAGGAUCAUGGAAGAGGACGAAGGGCACCAGGAGAACGGGAUCCAGGUCUCCAAAGACUCGGACCGACAGCAGCGGCUCCGGCUCUGCGUUUUAAACGAGACUCUGAACACGGAGAGGGAUUAUGUUCGGACGCUGCUCUUCCUCCAGUCGGCAUUUUUGCAGCGAAUCAGACAAACUCCAGAUGACCAGCAGUGUCUCUCACCUGAACAUGUCAAGAUCCUGUUUUCAAACAUUGAGGACAUCCUGGAGCUGCACAAAGAGGUGCUGUCUGCUGUGGAGAGCGGCUUGCAGCCUGAACCCCAUCCUAACCAUGCCCUGGGCCACGUGUUCCUCCAGUUUAAGGACAGUUUCUCAGUGUACGGCGAGUACUGCAGUAACCAUGAAAAGGCUCUACGACUUCUAAUAGAGCUAAACAAGAUUCCUGACAUCAGAGCCUUCCUACUGCACUGCAUGGUUCUUGGAGGAAAGAAGGGCACAGAUAGUAUUCCACUGGAGGGUUACCUUCUCACGCCCAUUCAGAGGAUCUGCAAGUACCCUCUGCUGCUGAAGGAGCUGCUCAAAAGGACCCCUAAGAAACAUGCAGAUUACCCCGCAGUGGAGGAGGCUCUGCAGGCCAUGAAGGCUGUGUGCUCCAACAUCAACGAGACCAAGAGGCAGAUGGAGAAGCUGGAGGCUCUAGAACACCUGCAGUCACACAUUGAAGGCUGGGAGGGAACCAACCUAACAGAUAUCUGCACAGAAUUGCUUCUUCAUGGAAAUCUUCUCAAAAUCUCAGCAGGCAACAUCCAGGAACGUGUCUUCUUCCUUUUUGACAACCUUUUAGUUUAUUGUAAAAGGAAGUCCAGGGUUUCUGGAAAGAAGUCUAGUAAGAGGACCAAGUCUAUCAACGGGCCCCUCUAUGUGUUCAGAGGCCGAAUCAACACGGAGGUGAUGGAGGUGGAAAAUGUGGAAGAUGGAACAGCUGACUAUCACAGCAACAACUACACAGUGACUAACGGCUGGAAGAUCCACAACACGGCUAAGAACAAGUGGUUUGUCUGCAUGGCCAAAAAUGCAGAGGACAAGCAGAAGUGGCUGGAUGCCAUCCUGAGGGAACGGGAGCAAAGAGAAAGUCUGAAGUUGGGAAUGGAGCGAGACGCCUACGUGAUGAUAGCAGAGAAGGGAGAGAAGCUCUACCACAUGAUGAUGACCAAGAACAGGCAUCUGAUCAAGGAUAGGCGUAGGAAGCUCAGCAUUGUGCCCAAGUGCUUUAUGGGAAAUGAGUUUGUAUCGUGGCUGUUAGAAAGUGGAGAGAUCAGUAAUGCUGACGAGGGAGUCAACCUGGGACAAGCCUUACUGGAAAAUGGCAUUAUUCAUCAUGUGUCCGACAGGCACCAGUUCAAGAAUGAGCAGGUGCUGUACCGCUUCCGCUAUGAUGAUGGCACCUACAAGGCCCGCAGUGAGAUGGAGGACAUCAUGUCCAAGGGCGUCAGGCUUUACUGCCGCCUUCACAGCCUCCACACUCCCGUCAUCAAGGACAGAGACUACCAUCUGAAAACCUUCAGAUCUGUUGUCCCUGCCAGCAAACUGGUGGACUGGCUCAUCUCACAGGGAGACUGCUCGACCCGAGAGGAUGCUGUGACGCUGGGUGUGGGGCUCUGUAACAGCGGCUUCAUGCACCACGUCCUGGAGAAGAGUGAGUUUAAAGAUGAGUCGCAGUUCUUCCGUUUCUACGCUGAUGAAGAAACUGAGGGGACCGGCACCAAGAGCAAGCAGCUCCAGAGAAAUGACUUCAAGCUCAUCGAAAACAUCUUAGCCAAGUCCCUCGUGAUUCACCCUGAGGAGGAGGACUAUGGCUUUGAGAUUGAGGAGAAAAACAAGGCCAUUGUGGUGAAAUCUGUCACCAGGGGCUCACAUGCUGAGAUGGCUGGCCUGCAGGUGGGCAGGAAGAUCUACACCAUCAACGAGGACCUGCUGUUCCUCAGGCCGCUGUCAGAGGUCGACACCAUGAUUGGCCAGGCCUUUUGCAUGCGACGCUCUCUGCGGCUGCUGGUCGCCACCAAAGCCAAAGAGAUCGUAAAGGUCCCUGACAACCCUGAUAGCCUCUCCUUCCGACUCUCAGGAUCUGCACCUCCUCACGUCCACGCUGUCAGAAAAGGCUGGGAGGCGGCCGGGGCCGGUCUUCAGCCGGGUCAGGUUGUUCUGAAAGUCAACGGCAAUAACGUCAACCAGAGUGAUCACCAGGAGGUCUUGGAGCACUUCAGCGCCCACCACACUCACCAGGGUCCUCCUCAAGCGUGUCACUGGGUGUACCGGGCUUUUGACGAUGUGGAAGAGCUUCAGAGACCAUCAAGUAGUGAUGAGAAGAAGGCGAGGCCUUUUGAGUCGUACCCAGUGGAGAACGGCUCGGACCACGAGGAGGAGAACACCACCAACGGAACAGAUCACAGGCUUGGCAGACUUUCCCUGUCCGGUGAUCUGCCUCUGGUCAGUCUCACAGUUGAUAACGUCCACCUGGAGCACGGAGUGGUUUAUGAGUACGUGAGCACCGCUGGAACCAAAAGCCACGUCUUAGAGAAAAUCCUGGAGCCCAAAGGCUGCUUCAGCCUAACCGCUAAGAUCCUGGAGGCUUUUUCUGGUGACGACAGCCUCUUCGUACAUAAUUGCAGCCAGCUCAUCUCCCAGAGCGAUCGCGUCGUUACCAUGCCACAGUACGAGUUUAGACAAAUCUGCGACACCAAGCUGGAGAGUAUCAAACGGCGAAUCAGCAGCUAUCAGCAGUUUUCCCAGGAGCUAAAGAACAAGGUGUGGCCCCCCUUCAGGCAGGCUGGUGCCCACCCUCACCCACUGGGCUGCAUGGACUUUGUUCCCACAAACUGCCACAUCAAUUUGAUGCAGGUCUCUUACCCCAAAAGCACUACCUCAGCCGGCAGGACGUUCAGCAUCCGCUUUGGACGCAAAAACUCUAUUUUUGGCAUGGACCCAGACCAAGCACAAUUGAACCCCAUGUCCCACACUCAGCACUGUGUGACCAGCAUGGGCGCUCCUUCCUGGAACUGCUCCGGCCUGGAAGUGGACGAGGCGAACGGCAGCGGGGAGCCGACUCUGGAUGGAGGCGAGGGUGGGAUGGAUGGAAGACAGGGCAUCUAUGGAGAGGGUGGGCUGAGUUUCCUGCUCAAACAGGAAGACACAGAGACACAGGACGCCUACAUUUACUUGUACAGCCGCUUGGAUGUUGCCCUAAGGGAAAUGAAGCAGUAUGUGGCACAAAUAGAUGUCCUCUUAUCAUCUAUCACCGAACCCACACAACUGGAAGCAGAGAGUGGAGAGCCCCCGGCCGACGAGUCAAAUCAGCCUCCUUCUUUGGCCCCCUGUGAGGAUGGCUGUGAUCAGGAUAAAACGGAGCAAGGAGGUAUUAAAAAAGUAUGCUUUAAGGUGAUUGAAGAGGACCAGGAGGACUCUGGCCACGACACAAUGAGCUACAGGGACUCCUACAGUGAAUGCAACAGCAACAGAGAUUCAGUUCUGUCCUACACCAGUGUGCGAAGUAACAGCUCUUACCUGGGAAGUGACGAGAUGGGAUCAGGCGAUGAGCUGCCAUGUGAUAUGAGGAUUCCUUCUGACAAACAAGACAAGCUGCACGGCUGCCUCGAGCACCUUUUCAACCAGGUUGAAUCAAUUAACGGACUCCUCAAGGGACCUGUUAUGACCAAGGCCUGCGAGGAGACCAGACACUUUUACUCUGACCACAACCAGCCAGAGUUCCGUCAAACAGACGACUGGACUGCCCGCUGUCGUUACGUUAUCUACAAGAACAUCCAGGAGGACCCUUGGAACCUGCCCAACUCAAUCAAGACCCUGGUGGAAAGUCUGCAAAGAUUUGUAGAUGAGGGAAAGAACCAGCUUCUUCUGGCUCUGCUGAAGUGCACAGACACGUCUCUGCAGCUGCGACGUGACGUGAUUUUCUCCCAGGCAGCGACGGGCGCCUUGUGCACGUUGGCCGAGCAGCUGCUGACGGCCUUGCGGUCGAGGUUUAACAAUGCUGGCGAGUAUCAAGAAGACAGCAAGGAGACCAGCCGCAAGUGGCUGGAGCAAACAUCUGUCAUUGGUGUUUUGCUACACUUUCAGUCCACGCUCUCUCCACAUCUGAAAGAGGAGCGGACCAUGCUGGAGGACACCAAGGCAGCCCUGUUAGACUUGGACAAAGUCACUGUGUCAUUCAAGCAGCUGGAGGACGAGUGUCUAGUUGCAAACACACCUGUAUGUUACCAGGUGGAGGGCAGCCGACAUGCGCUGAAGGUCACCAUGUACCUGGACAGCUGUCACUUCAGUGAGCUGCCCAGUCGGCUGCAGAAUGGAGGCAGCCUCAAGAUCCAGACGGUCCUCUUCACCAGAGCUCUGGAGCGUCCAGAAGGAGUGUCCCAACAGGACUAUACGGACAUGGAGGAGUUCCAGCAGCGCAUCAACGCUGUAUCGCUAGAGAGGGUGAAGGCUUACUACCGCAGACUCAGGGCAUUCUAUUUGGAGAAGUCUAAUCUUCCCACAGACUCGAACUCCACAGCCAUGAAGAUAGACCAGCUUCUGCGGCCCCUGAACACCCUGGAUGACCUCUGUCGACUCAUGCAGUCCUAUAUGAAUGUGCGUCCAGGUGCCCAGGGCCACCCGUCAGGUGUCGGCAUGCUUUGUGUGUCCUCUGAACUGUGUAACCGCCUGGGAGCCUGCCACAUCUCCAUGUGCGGCACGGGCAUGCAGAGGUGCACCCUGAGUGUGACACUGGAGCAGGCAACGAUCCUGGGCCGGAACCACGGCCUCCUGCCACGCUGCAUCAUGCAGACCUUGGACAUAAUGAGGAAACAGGGUGCAAGAGUUGAACUCUCUGCUAAAAAUCUCAAGGUAAUGGACCAGAUGCCUCCAUCAGCUCCAAGGCUGUUCAAGUUGUGCUUGCCGCCCUCAGAUGGUGAUCUCUAAAACUACUUCAGAGUAUCCAUCUUGGAGAGGGAACAAAAAUGCAGUAGUGGAAGAUGUUAAAAGGGGAUGACAGAAACUAUAAGACUUGAGUUUUUAUUACUUCCCUUCUAAAGGA
Molecule: messenger RNA, 5279 nt
Organism: Nematolebias whitei (Rio pearlfish)
Lineage: Eukaryota; Metazoa; Chordata; Actinopteri; Cyprinodontiformes; Rivulidae
Gene: prex1
Product: phosphatidylinositol-3,4,5-trisphosphate-dependent Rac exchange factor 1
Exons: 40
Coding region: 224-5164 (1646 amino acids)
Biological process (GO): intracellular signal transduction
Molecular function (GO): protein binding; guanyl-nucleotide exchange factor activity
Source: RefSeq, a predicted model, not a curated record